GACUGUCCCUUUAAAUAACGGGCCACGACUAUUGCUUGCAUUUCUUUCUUUAAAAAUAGUUGGAUGUGGGAUUUUCGUUAGCAGCGGCUUGCCUCCUAUGGUAAUAGAUUUACAGAGACGGCUAAUAUGGCAACAGUUCAACUGGGUUUGGGAGCAGGCUGUUUUAGGAGUGUGCCACGGUUGAAUAUCCCCCGUGAGGGCCCCUCUUAAGAUGUAUAGUACUGUCUCAAAGCGUAAACAUUUACAUGUCACAGACUGGUCAGUCUUGCUCUUGAAUUUAGAAGUCUUUGUGCAUUGUUUAGUUAGUCUUCUCCCACUCCCCUAACUCCACCCCCCAAGGGGGAAAGAUCAGAACGUUUUCUUUUGCGUUAACAUCUUAACCUAUCAUUUUUUUUCUUGAAUGUGCAGGAAUCCUAACAAUAAGUGCGGGGAAAAUUUGGAUCCUUUUUGCCUUUUACUUGCGAAUGCGAGUUCAGUGAAAUCUAGAUUGACGAAAACAGAACUUUUAAACACUGUCAGUUUUGUUAAGGGGCAGGAAACUAGUUUUAUUUGGAUGGGAGCUCGGCUGAAGCCAUCAGUUUCCAAUCGUGUCACCAUAAACAUGUGAAUAGGAUCAGUUUGCAUAAACCAGCUGAUGUCAGCUCUUCUAAGCCCUGCCGGAGAGAAGGUUCAACAACCUGGCCCUGUGCUUCAUUACGAAGUUUCUAACUCCCGCUCUGCUGUUUUCUUUGAAAAUUCCGGAUGGCAAAGUGUGGGGGGCAGGGAGGAAGGGAGUCACGGAAUGAUGCAACUGGUGGGUUUGUCCCUACCGAGCUGUGCAAGUUUUUCCCCCGUAGUUUUCAAUGACCACUCAGAAAGACUCCUCUCCUCGCCUGGUGUUUGGAGUUCAGUGUGACCCGAAGGACGGAGGGCCCUGAGGGAUGUGGAGAUCGAGUUCGGCAGCCAGCACUGAGAAUGCAGACAAUGGAAUGUUUAACUGCAAGCUGAAUUAUCCGUAGCCUCUCCGCUGCCAGUCAGUUGGAGCUGCAGGGACGCGGCGAGUUCCUGCUGGUCAUUGAUCACCGCGCUGCAGGAUCCAGGCUGUCUGUGCUGAAGAUGAGCUGAUGGUGGAUGAUGGAACUGAAGGUGUGGGUCGAUGGAGUCCAGCGCAUUGUCUGUGGUGUCACCGAGGCCACAACCUGCCAAGAAGUCGUCAUCGCCCUCGCUCAGGCUAUCGGAAGGACUGGCCGAUACACCCUCAUUGAGAAGUGGAGAGAGACAGAGCGCCACCUGGCACCCCACGAGAACCCGCUGGCUGCCCUGAACAAGUGGGGACAGUAUGCCAGUGACGUGCAGCUAAUCCUGCGGCGCACGGGCCCUUCCCUGAGCGAGCGGCCCACCUCAGAUAGCAUGGGCCGCGCGCCCGAGAGAACUUUAUACCGGCAGAGCCUGCCGCCCUUGGCUAAGCUAAGGCCCCAGAAUGACAGGUCGUUACGGAGGAAGGAGCCCAAAAGGAAGUCCCUGACUUUCAGUGCUGGCCCAAAGGGGUUCAUCGAUGUUUUUGGGAAGUGUGCGAACUUGGAGGUGAGGCACCAGGCUCUGGCCAGCAGGGUGUCUGCCGAGGAGCUGAGGAAGGUGGUUCGCCUGCAACAGGAGAAGCUCCACACACUGCAGAGGCAGCUGGAGUCCAACCAGGCCGAAGUGAAGUACUGGGAGGGAAAGGUGGGCCUCCGAGUGGAGGAGGAAAUCCUGCGGCUGGAACAGAGAAUUAAGAAGAACGAGGUAGAGAUUGAGGAGGAGGAGUUCUGGGAGAACGAGUGGCAGAUCGAGCGGGAGAACGAGAAGCAGCUGAAGGAGCAGCUGGAGGAGGUGAGUCUCCGGAUCAAGGACAGCGAGGAGAAGCUGAAGGACUGCACGGAGAGGAUCCAGAGGAUCGAACGGGGCAUUGAAGCCGAGAACGUGCAGCAGGAGCUCUGCGGGUCGCAGGUCAAUGAGGAGGAGGUGAAGGGGAAUCUGGUGAAAAUCAGAAAGGACGUCGAGCUGAAGUGCCAGCACAGCACGAGGCUGCAGAACAGUCUGCGAGCUGUGGAAAGGACGUUGGGUCAAGCCAAUAAAAAGCUUCAGGAGAAGGAGCUGGAGCUGGAGCAGCUGACAAAGGAGCUGAGGCAAGUCAACCUCCAACAGUUCAUCCAGCAGACAGGAACCAAGGUCACAGUGCUUCCAGCUGAGCCAACGGAGGAAGAGCUGUCUGCAGCCCAAGAGAAAGGUUCUCUGACUACCACAGGUUCCCUGAAGUGGCCUACCUCAGCACGGCAGCUGCCCAGCAAUUUAAGGACUCUGCAGAAUCCGCUGAUUUCGGGCUUUAACCCAGAAGGCAUCUACGUAUAAUGAUAUCACUCCCGUCAAUGAAGCCACUAGGAGAGUUUCGGAAGUUGCUGGUUACUCUCUGACACCCAGUAGUUUUGUUAAGUUUGUUGACUCUGUGCCUUACAUUGAGUUGGAGCCCUGUAACCCAGCCAGUCACAGAUGCUCAGGACAGAUGGGUAAAUGAGGAUAGAUUCCUUUGCGGAGCUAGCCAGUGUUGCUGUGCCACUGCAGAAUGUCUGUUCCACUCAAGACAAACUUGCCUGGGGAUUCCAGUUGUGGAAUGUAGGCAGAAGUUAUUUUGGAGACUUGUGAUGGCAUUUGUUCACUUUUAAAAACAUUGUUUAAUUUUAUUCAGAGUUUAAUCCUACUCUUCCCUGCCCACAAAGCAAAAAGGCCCAGUAAUGAUGGUAAGAAAUUUUUGUCAGUAUUUUCAAAAUUCGAUUAUUUUUUCAAAGCAAUGUCCAUGGGUCACAACAAUGGGAAGAGGAGGUGUGUGUUGUCUGGGAUGCACAUAACGUGUUGUGUGAAGCUUCUUUUUAUCCAGUGAAAAUCACGGUGAAAAUCCACUUCACGGGGUAGAGUUCUCUUUAAAUCAAACACCGAGCAACUCUAAGGCCCCUUUCCAAAAUGUCAAAUAAUACGAUAAUUUUCAGGCAUUGAAUUUUGCAUUGCACUGUUUUUGGCUUGUCAGCGAGGACUGAACCCUGUUUUGCUACUACUAUUCUGUACUUGCAGCAGAUGCAGAGAAAGAGCCAGCCACCGCGAGACAGCAGACAGAGCCAGCGGUGCAAUUAGUUAAUAAAGAGUGAAUUUCCAACUUGGUUAUCAUUGCUUAUUCAGAGCCCAGCGGGUUUCAAUAACCGGGCGAGGGGGGCGGGAGAAGAAUCAGGCUUUCAGAGAGAUGAGGAGAGUGCGAGUGGUGUUCAGGGCACAUGUAUGUUUUGUAUAUUUCCGCGAUUGCAAAAUAGAAGUGGCUGUCAGAUUUGGGAAAUCAUUGUUCUGGCUAAGGCAGGGGGGAGCUUGCCCGAUUCUGAUUAUGUAUAUAGUAAAUAAAAUAUUUAGAUCUUAUUUUUUGGCUUUACCAGUGUAUAUGGGUAUGUAAAAUUAAUAUAAGAUUCAGUUUAAUAGCAUUACUUUUAUAUUAUACCAAGUGCCAAUUUUACACAUGCACGGUGUGAGCACGUGUUUAAGUGUAUGGGAAGAAGAUACCAAUCUGAACAAUCACUCUGUAAAUCCUAUUUAUUAAGUCCUGAUGCUCUGUGUUAUUCAGAGACUCGUGCUAUAUAGUUUCAAUGCCAUGCAUGUAAUUACCACUAAGUUGAAUGCAAAGUAUUAAUAUUUCAGUAUUAUUCGGUGCAGAGGAACGUACUAUAAAGCAAAAUUGAUUUUAUCACUUCUUCUUUACUUACUUCAAGCUUUAAAGUUGUAGCAUUGUGAAUUUUAAACAACACUGUUCUGAACCAUAAUGCAGAGUAGAAUAAACAUGUCCAUUGAAAGAAUUGUAACAUGGCUUGUCUCUUUAGUCUUCCACUGAAUGCCUGCAGCACCUUAACUCCACGUGUUGUGCCUAAAAUGCACCCCCACCACCAAGAACAGAGUGGGUUGUGUGGUUUGUUUUUAAGUAAUGGUGAAGCAUGCAGAUCUGCACAAGUGUAAGCUGUGAUAUCUUUUGGGUUUGUGGCUCAGAGUUUUUUAAGUUAGCGGGGAUAGUUUUUGGGAACU
This is a messenger RNA of Mobula hypostoma (lesser devil ray), 4068 nucleotides long. RefSeq names its product Ras association domain family member 8b (gene rassf8b). Lineage: Eukaryota; Metazoa; Chordata; Chondrichthyes; Myliobatiformes; Myliobatidae. Gene Ontology annotation, biological process: signal transduction. The record is from RefSeq and is a predicted model, not a curated record. The transcript is spliced from 5 exons. The coding region runs from base 1111 to 2367 and encodes 418 amino acids.